This is a messenger RNA of Cladocopium goreaui, 4623 nucleotides long. The record is from the annotation of a GenBank genome assembly. NCBI's taxonomy places the organism in Eukaryota, Dinophyceae, Suessiales, Symbiodiniaceae.
AUGAGCAAGAAAGCCACCCUUCAGAGCCUCGUGAGUGAGUUCAAUCACACAACUGCGGCUUCAGAAAUUCAACAGCGCUUGAAACCUUUCAUGGGACCCUCACACAAACUCCGACAGGGAUUGGCUCCGCUACCAUUGAUCAGAGACGCAGAAGGUUUCCCAUGUACUUCUCAACAAGCGGCCCUUGAUCGCUGGAUCAGCUUCUUCAGCGAAAUGGAAGGUGGCGAAAGGGUUGAUGAGCAACAGCAGCGAGAGCUCUGGCGAGAGAACCUGGCGACCUUGCGCUGCACCAACCUCGAAGUCGAGAUUUCAGAGGUACCCUCGCUUGCAGAGCUCGAACAUGCCUGUCGCCAAGUUGCAACAGGCAAAGCAUCUGGAAUGGACAGAAUCCCCUCGGAGCUUCUACGCCAUUGCCCAAGAUCUAUGGCCAGAACGCUUUACUCUUUGAUGUUGAAGGUCUAUCUCCAAGGGCAAGAACCGCUAGCCCACAAGGGAGGAUACCUUGUCCCCAUCUGGAAGGGGAAGCUCAGCAAAGAUGUUUGUGGCGCUUUUCGGUCCAUCCUCAUCUCAUCCAUGGUGGGAAAGACGCUUCACAAGGCCAUGCGCUCAAAGCAAUCAGAUCUGUAUCACAGCUACCUUCAUGCCCAACAACUUGGAGGACGCAAAGGUGUGUCUGUUUCUCUGGGAGGACACCUCAUCAGAGCUUUUUUGCGCAUCUUCAAGGAUCGCAAUCAGCCGACGGCAGUCCUGUUCAUAGAUUUGCAAGAAGCAUUCUAUAGGGUCAUUCGCCCCCUUGCAAUUUCCGGCCAUUGGGAUGAUGCCCAAAUCGCUUCUCUUGCUGCACGACUGCACUUGGAUCACAACAUCAUGCACGACCUCAAGGAACACCUCCAUGAAGCUAGUGCCAUCGAUCUUGCCGGCAUGCAAGGAGUAGCCAAGAGAGCCAUCAGAGCACUACAUACGGACACGUUUUUUGCCCUUUCGGGUCAACAAGACUUUGUUCGUACGAGUCAAGGCUCCAGACCGGGCGAUUCUUUCGCUGAUGUGGUGUUCGGAUACCUCAUGGCCAGGGUGCUGAAAUCUUUCGAAGCCCAACUUGCGACCAAGAACAUCUUCUCCAGCUUCCCCGGCGACACUCAGCCUGACUUCCAUGCACAAGGUUUCCCGGAGCAAUCAACAAUGGAGUUUCAGAUGAUUGGUCCAUGCUGGAUGGAUGACUUAGCGAUACCACUCACGGCCAGCACCAAUGAAGAGCUGCUCACGAACCUUGGAAUUGCUACCAGCACCAUACUGGAUCUUUUCCAAGCACAUGCCAUGACCCCGAACUUGAACAAGGGCAAGACCGAAAUCCUCUACAAACCAAGAGGCAGAGGGUCGCGAGCAGUUCAGCGACAACUUUUUGGACCCAAUGCUCCAGGGCUCUUCUCUGCCAUUGGAGAAUAUGGAACCUACAAGGUGAACAUUGUGACGCAGUACCUCCAUUUGGGUGGCACUACGCACUUUUCAGGAGACCUACGUAAAGAAAUUAAACGUAGGAUUGCCAUCUCCAAUCAAAGCUUCAACAAACACCGAAAGUUGAUCUACCAGAACACAGACCUUGCCCCAGCACGCCGCACUGAGAUCUUCAACAGUCUCAUUCUCAGCAGACUUCUUUUUGGAGCAGAAACGUGGUUCAUCCAGGACCAGAAAACGAAGGACUACCUGCACAGCGCCAUCAUGCGCCUUUACAAGCGACUGCUCAGGUGCCCUUCGGAUUCCCACGUUUCUGAUGAAGAAGUUCUUCAUAAAACAGAACUUCCAGCUCCUCCAGUUCUGUUGAGACUAAAGCGAUUGAGCUAUCUCAGCUCACUCAUUGCGGUUGGACAGUCUGCACACUGGGGGCUCCUCAACCAGGACACAGCUUGGAUGAAUCUUCUACGUGAUGAUUUACAAUGGGUCUGGGACCAGCUGAGCCACUCCUGCAAUCUUGGGAACCCAGUCGAACACACAGACAGGUGGCUGGAAGUGAUUCGUCACCACAGAGGCUAUUGGAGAAGACUGCUGCGGAGAGCCAAGCAGCAUUCAUCUCUUGUGGCCUCCCGCCUCUAUGUGUGUGCCGCAGCUCACCUUAGAAUCCAAAAUCUCCUGAGUACCCAUGCCUGCUGGAAGCUGCCGACAAGGGAACCAGGGAUCAAAGAGCCGGAGGACAACAAAGUCUUUGGUUGCAUGCAAUGCGAACUCAGCUGCCGAACCCUGGCCGGAGAGGGAGCGCAUAUGAAUCGCAAGCACGGUCAAUUUCAUCCUGUCCGUACCUUGAUAGAUGGUACGCAAUGCGGUCACUGCCUCAAAGAGUUCUUCACACAUGGCAAGCUUCAAGCGCACCUGAUUCGUUCUGAUGUCUGCAGAUGUCAACUGGUUGGCAGAAGAGUCCGUCAUCAACCUUUACCAGGUCUGGGAUCCACACAAGUGGCCCUUCAGCAUGAAGUCUGGGAUGGACGUCUUCCGGUUCUACAAGCAGAAGGACCCUGUUUGGAGCCGGUCAUCCCCCGAGACUUUGAUGACGAGCACCCUGCGUUGCUGGAAGCCAUCACACUUCAUGUGGUCGAGAUGUCGGACGACAACAUCAGGGACUUUGAGCACAUCAUAAGAGCGACCAUCAAGCAAUAUGCCAUCUCAUGGACACUCUGCCAAAGGACAUUGCGACGCAUCAUUAAUGUGUUGGAGGAAGCGGAAUUGGAACAGACCAAAGAGACAGUUGACCACAUGAAGCAUUGUUUGAUUUCAUUGUGUUCCUCCAGAGCAUGGCCUUUCCUGCUGCACCAUCAACUCCCAGUACAUGGCCGCUUUGAUCUGGCACAGAUUGAGGAGGACUUUGACCACGCGCUCAUUGAGCCUACACAGCCAGAGAUUCCGCACCCAUGCACUAAGGAGAGGAUCUUCUUACAUGUCUUUUCAGGGCGGCGCAGAGAAGGAGAUCUGCAAUUUUUCAUGGAGAAGCUCUAUGAUCAGCUUUGCGCAGAUGGCACCACACUUUGCGUCGUGUCAUUAGACUUGAUCAUCGACCAGCAAUGGGGCAAUGUCAGACAGGAGACCACUCAGAACUUCUGGUUGGAAGGGGUCAAGGCAGGAUGGGUCUACGGUGCACUUUGCGGCCCACCCUGUGAGACGUGGUCGCAGGCUCGCUUCGUGGACGCAGCCCCAGACCAACAGUCUCUACCUCGACAUGGUCCUCGACCUUUAAGGGACAUCUACGAGCUGUGGGGGUUCAGUUCGCUUAGCAUUCGCGAAGCGUUGCAGGUUGCCACAGGAAAUGAACUCUUACUCUUUUCCAUUGAGCUCCUCUUCUCCCUCGCAUGUGCUCAAGGUUUUGGCGUCCUUGAGCAUCCACAAGAGCCGGACGAUGAGACUAGACCCUCAAUUUGGAGAUUGGCUAUAACCCGAUUGCUGCUGCGUUUUCCCAACGUUGAGCAUAUCGACCUAGCACAGGGACUUCUUGGCGCAUGGUCCCCGAAACCGACGCGUUUGCUGGCGCUGAAUUUGCCUUCUUUGAGAACGCAGCUGAGGGAGCAUCAGAUUUCCAAGGACCUGCCAAAGCGCAGUGCCAUAGGCAAAGGGAAAGACGGAUCCUGGAAGACGUCUCCCCUGAAAGAAUACCCACCGGCAAUGAACCGAGCAUUUGCGCUGUCAUUUUGCCACUGGUUUCAAGCCCAUCCCCAUUGUGCAGAUCAGGGCAUUGACCAGGUACGGGCCAAGCCGAGUCUGGGCGGCAGCAGGCCGCCCGACCUGGCAUUUGCAGCUGCAUCCGUUUCGAAGUGUGUUCUGCUUCGCCGACAGGGUGUUCGGCUACGCCGGAGUGAGUCGCCAUGCAUCCGGCCCAAGAGUGAGAGAACAGAGUUAGGACUCUUUCUCGUUGAUUUGAAUGACAUGAUUCAAGCGGCCGACAGUACCAAUCCAAAGUCCUCCAAAGUGUCUGCGAAGACCGGCACUUGUCAUGAGACUUUUGCAUCCGAGGAAACAGAUCCUGUGAACGCACCGAGUCUUGCAGUCAUGUCGAUGAGCCAGCGUUUGAGCAAGCUGUACCAGGAAGUGACCGUGAAAGGGGAGGACCUGUCACACCUCACACUGGAGGAGCUCUCAGCCGAGAAGAUCAAGUUUGGGGAGAAACAUCAAGGAGCCACCAUGGAACAUGUCUGGCGAACCGACCCCGAAUGGAUCCGGUUCAUGGUGAAUCGAUACGAAACCAGUGUCAAGCCAGAACAUCAACGUCUCAUGAAGUUCGUGGAAUUGAAACUGAAAUACCACGAGGAGAAUCAGCUCCCAGUGAGAGUUCCCAAGGCCAGGAGCACGGCAGCCCCAAUGAUCAGCCGCCGUCAGCCCAAGUGCAAGGCAGCGCCUCGCACUCCAAUCGAGGUGGACGAGGCCGAGAUCUCAGACCUCCAACUCGUCGAGAGCGAUGCCACAUGGGAAAACAUGUCACAUAUCGAGAUGUCCAACCCGGAGACUAUGCCCCUGACGGAUCUGAACCAGCAGCAUGCGGAGGAGUUUCAAGCUCUGCAGACGCGCAUGCUCAAUAUGGAGAAUGCCCUGAGCCGAGUGAUCCGACACUUGGAGGAUCAGGCGAACGACUCCAUCCAGGAGAAUUGA